Micropterus dolomieu (smallmouth bass) is the source of this 1977-nucleotide messenger RNA. RefSeq names its product protein FAM189A2-like. NCBI's taxonomy places the organism in Eukaryota, Metazoa, Chordata, Actinopteri, Centrarchiformes, Centrarchidae. The record is from RefSeq and is a predicted model, not a curated record. Bases 79 to 945 code for a protein of 288 amino acids. The transcript has 4 exons.
AUUAACAGCUCAGCAUUUUUUGACAAAUUGAUAUAACUACACCAGUGUGAUGGUUUAUUUCAGGAGACAGAGAUUCCCAUGACAGAGUUGACUAUGAACCCAACUACCUCUACACCAGGAGCCUGUGUUCAAGACACGAGUGCCCUAAUAGGACUGGCAUCUCCAAGCGUCCUUCUGCAGGCCAAGCCCAAGCCUCCUCAGCAGCAGCCUCCUCAGCAGCAGCCUCCUCAGCAGCAGCAGCAGCAGCAGCAAGCUCCAGCACUGACCCCCUGGAGGACAGCAAAGAUCCACCGCUCCAACAGUGACCCAGUGUUGAUGGACCUUGCUGCUAAAGUGCAGCACAGCAGCGACGCUCCCCUCGCACUGUCUCCUCAGACCACAGAUUCUUCCACCCAGACCUCCCAGCCCACGCUGGCCCCCCACACUCAUGGGCAUGUCACACUGCGACGGGGCAACGACAGCAGGACGCCGUGCCGGCCUCGGCCCUCCUCCAUGGUGGACUACCAGAGCUACCGACACACACAGCAGCUGGUCAGGAAAAUCCUGGAGCAGCCAGCAACCCAGGGCCUGGCCCCCGAGGUCCAGGAGCUGGUGGACAGCAUAAGAAAUGUCCUGCAGUCAGAUCAGGAGCACAUGGAGGAGGCUGUACGCUGUGCUAGUUACAUAGAACAGGUGUUUACUGACUCAGAGAAGGGUUCCUGCCAGCCUAAACCUCCCCAGCUGCAGCCGGCAGGCAGUUCCUCCCAUACGUUCCCUCGCCCUCUUAGGAGAAGGCCUGGUCUGCUGCACCUACAGAGCUGUGGGGACCUCAGCUCCUCACCUGUGCUCCGCUCGAGUCUCUGGAACAUCCAGGAAACAGCAGAAAAGUGGAGUUUAGGGCGGGCUCUAGGGCAGGUUCAAGGGCAGGGUACCGUCCGAAUUAUCCUGAACGCCCUCACAGUCUGAUUGGAGUCUUUAGAGAGACUGUGCUAUGAGGGAAAACCGGUGGUAUUAAAAUAUGUUGGAUGGCAACACAGCUGGAUGCUGCCUUAUCUGUUGUUAAACUUGGAGGGGAAAUAAUCCAACUACUGAGGUGGAUCUCUCUCUCUCUGUGUGUGUGUGUGUGUAUAUAUAAAAAUAUAUAUGAUUGCAAUUUUUUUUGCAACAUUUUUGCUCUGCUAAUAUUUUGACUAUUGUGAAACACAAAAUAUGGAUACCUUAUUCUGAAACAUAUUAUCCAGCAUUACUCCAUACAGCUAUACAUGACAGCAUAUGUUUGACAUGUGUCUUCUGCAACAUUUUCAGAUACUGAUGAAACGGCAAUGUUUUGUUUUACUGGUCCAUAAAUUCCUAAUAAUUUUCAACAAGUUUCUUGGAAAGAAAAGUCCCUAAUAAUAGAAAUUAGGAAUGGACUUUGAAGAAAAGAAAAUAUGAAUUCAUUGCAUGCAUUUGUGCUAUAUGAUGCAAAAUGAACCAUUUCCCCCAUAAUUAGUACUUUCUUACUAAACUUCUUUAAAAUUAUUUGAAAAUUACAGAACAUUUAAUAAAGUGUUGCCAGCCACAAUCCACCAGGGUAGAUGGCUUGCCAUUUAGCAAGUAAAAAGGUUUGGUUGCAGACCAGAUAAUUAAAUCAAGAGUCUGAUUUCAAACCAUGCCUCUUUUGUGAGAAAUAAAAAUGGAUGCGGCACAGCUAAUGUGAUAGCUCCACCUAUUUUGGACUGGCACGAAUUUGAGCAUCACAGUUUACCACUUGAACAUCAUGUGAAACUUCCAUGCAGAUUUAAUUAGCCUCUGCAAGUUCAUUGAAAACACUUUGUUAGUUGAUUUAAUUAACAAUGUCUGUGAGAGGGCACUAAUGUCGCUUUCACCUCAUGCAAAGGUAGUGACGUUUACAAGGACCUUUUAUGUCCUAAGACAACUCAAGACAGUUGUAUGUUUGCAAAGUUGGCCAUGCAUGUUAAGUAAAGAUCUAAUAAAUGUGGUGUAACCUUGAACAAA